AUGGAUUUACUUUUUGUUGAUUUCUUCUUAUGUUUUCAGAUGCCAUUUAUUGAAACCCAAAAGCCUGAAAACCAGACAACACUUAGGAAUUUCUUAUUACUGAAUUUUUCAGAUUACUGGGCUUUUAUAACUAUUUUGUUUUUUAUUAUUUAUUGUAGUAUCUUGUUUGGUAAUUCCUGCAUUUUUGCUAUCAUUAGGAUCGAUGCAAAGCUGCACACUCCCAUGUUUUUUUUCCUGAGUAACCUGUCCUUGUUGGACAUCUGUUACUCAUCUGUCACACUUCCCGUCAUCUUAUAUAACUGCGUAACAGGCAACAGAAAGAUUUCUUACCACAAAUGUAUUGCACAGUUGUCUCUGUUUGUGUCACUAGGAGGAACGGAGUGUAUUCUAUUGGCUGUCAUGGCAUAUGACCGUUUCAUUGCCAUAUGUAACCCACUACAUUAUCCAGUGGUCAUGAGCUACAAAGUGUGUGCCAGUCUGGCUGCGGUGUCAUGGCUGAGUGGAAUCCUAAACUCCAUUAUUCAUACAGUCAUGACCACAAACCUCACAUUCUGUCAAUUGGAACAGAGCAUCAAUCACUUCUACUGUGAUGUGCCCCCACUCAUACAAGUGGCUUGUAAUUCAACCACAUCCAUUAAAUUAUUGCUGAACAUUGUCAGUAUAUUUUUUGGUUUUACUCCAUUUCUUUAUAUUGUCAUAUCCUAUGUCAACAUCAUCUAUGUGAUUUGGAAAAUCAAGUCUUCUGAAGGCCGAUGGAAAGCUUUCUCAACCUGUUCCUCCCACCUCAUCGUUGUGACCAUUUUCUAUGGGACUGCUAACUUUAACUAUGUUGGACCUUCAGGUUACUCUUUGGAAGUUGAGCGUUUGGCUUCUCUCUUGUAUAGCAUUCUGACUCCUCUUGUAAAUCCCAUUAUCUACUGCCUGAGGAACAAAGAUGUUAAACAUGCCUUGAAAAAAAAAAUUCAGAUGCUUUUAUAUUAG
Messenger RNA from Pseudophryne corroboree (corroboree frog), 981 nucleotides. RefSeq names its product olfactory receptor 5V1-like. The transcript has a single exon. NCBI's taxonomy places the organism in Eukaryota, Metazoa, Chordata, Amphibia, Anura, Myobatrachidae. Gene Ontology annotation, biological process: G protein-coupled receptor signaling pathway. Bases 1 to 981 code for a protein of 326 amino acids. Gene Ontology annotation, molecular function: olfactory receptor activity; odorant binding; G protein-coupled receptor activity. The record is from RefSeq and is a predicted model, not a curated record. Gene Ontology annotation, cellular component: membrane.